AUGAACGAUCUACCGGACGAGAUACAGCACAUCACGGAAGGAUUCGUACCGUUGGGAUUGUUGCUUUCGCGACUGGCGCAGAAGACCCAUAAUGAGCUACAGGGGAAAAUCUUGAGGCUGGCUAAGAUCCCGCUGCCCGCAGCUGCUGUGAAUGGGAAUUCAGGACAUCCUGGCAGCCUCCCCGACGACACGUCCGAAGCGAACAAGAACAAGAAGCUCGAGUUGCUCAAUUUCGUCCAGGAUACACAUGCAAAAUGGACAAAGGCUUUGGUCAUAUCGGCCUGGAGCAGGAAGGCGCCGAUUGUCAGCAAACUGAUUGACUUGAUGCACCACAUUACGAUGCAACGAGUAAGCUACGAUGAAAGCAUUGCCUACUUGAUCGCCGUAAAGCGAGAUCUCACCUUCUCCCGAUUGCCAAAUCCCGAUCUUCAAACCGCCCUCCAACUCCUCUCGACAGGCGACGCGCCAUGGAUGCCCGACUUGCACUACAUCGAACCGCCUCCGCUGUCCGCAAAGGAACAGAUGGAAUGGGUCGAGGAGCUGAAUACCCUGCUCUCCAUGCGUCUCAAUUUGGAGGAGCAUGAAAAGAUCCCGUAUCACUUCCGCGACUACAAGAUAGACUCGGGACGAGUCACCUUCAGAGUCGACGGGGAAUUCGAAGUUGAUCUCACCAUAGCUGAUGAGGAUUUCGAAAAGCAGUUCUGGUUUAUCGACUUUCGGUUUCUGUUUACCCCGGCGCCUUCGGAGCUGACGGAUACCUUGCGAAUGUAUCUUGAGGCGCGGGUGAAUGAGAUUCUUGAGAAAGAUGGCCUGCAAGGAUGUUACAAGUUCCUCCACGAAUUCGUAUUGACCCACAAGAUCACCGAAUUCGUCCGACAAGCGUUUGAGCUCGCACGAGGCCGCUGGGUGGAUACGCUCAAGGUGGAACGACUCAACAGAGCCAUGUCGAUACAGUACUGGACCAGCCGCUUCCCUGCCGAAGGUCCCAAGAGUUGGAUUAUCGUGGGGGUUCAUAGCAGCAAGAAGCCCGGCGCUGCUGCUGCGGAUCCCAAAACCACCAGCCAUCUGUUCCUACGGUGGUUUAAGGACAACAAAGAAGUAAAAGAUGCCACCAUUGCUCUUGACGACGCCAACAUCUCCACAGAAAAACUACUGCAGAGAGUUAUUGGAAGGCACGUUGAGUGCAUGCUCUCAACCAUUCAUGACAAACUUCAGGUUAAGGGCCGAUUCGUCAGACGGGAGGCUGCUUUGAGUCUGCAGACAUUCCCGGACAAUCCCAUGGAAUCGUCGUUGAAGAUGCAGCUUGGCCAUGAGGAUUCCGUUCAUGUUCGGGUUUCCCCAAUCAAUGGGCUCUUCUCGAUGACCCCGCAGACCAAUCCCGUGCUGCGUGCAGAGAAACAGCUAAACACGAGAGUGAACGACCCAUCGGAGGACGCACACAGUUUUCUAGAAAAGUUGAGGUGCGAAUGCAUGUUGGACGAGGUGCGUCGUCGUGGGAAAAGCCUGGGCUGGACCAUCCCCAAAGCCCCAAUCAAACCAGACGAUAUCAAGCAGCUGCUUAAAACCAGAGAGCCUUUCCAGUACAUCUUUCUCAAGAAGGAUGGCUGGCCUUCGCAAUGGUAUACGAUGCUGAGUCUGAGUCUGAACGGGGACAAAUGGUGGUUGGUCGAAGUUACGGAGAGCCGCACCGGUCCACGGAUAUCGACAAGUGCCCACAUACCUCUGAAUAUGAAUCUACCAGAUCUUACCGACAGGUUCUUCUCAAAUCUCAAUAUCUUUAGUGCCGCAAUGAUGUCGCAAGUUAUUAGCGAGAAAGCCAUGCAUGACAGGCACAUUAAGUACUUCAACGUCGACAUGGCCAAACGCUCCGGGAGUCGCGGGCUCAAAUGCCCGGGACUGCUCGUCAAGUUUACCGACGUGCUCAAGUCGAUGCAGCCAGGCGGAACUAAACGAAGCGCGUCCUGGGCCACCGACUUGGUGUUGGUCGUGUUCAAAGGCAUCCAGAAACCAUCCAGAGCCCACAAAGCAAUAUCUGCGCCGAACGCUACAACUGGCCAAGUUUCCAGCCCAGAUCGUCUUGUCGCCGUAGUAGACGCGCGUUUCCAGGUGGCCGACCGCACCAAAUUCAGUUUGCUGAAGAAGGGCAAUGUCGAACGCGACGUGGCGUACAACCCCGUCCUGGGCGUUUUUGCCCUUCGCCUGGAAGCAGAACUCGGUAGCACCAUCUUGAACCCACUGUCGCUGCGCUUGCAUGCGAUCGAAAGACUUGUCGAUUGUGUGGACGCGAUUGGUCGCAGCAACACUGAUAUCAAAUGCGAGACGAUCACGUUGAACAAAAUCGUCUUCACAUAUAGUGAUGCAAUCGGCCGCAAGGAUGGAUCCAAGGUGGAAGCGAACCUUGAUCGGUGGAAGGCAACCUUGGAUCUUUCGAACGACGUCAUCAGGAUGCAUCUGGAGAAGGGUAAUCCUCAUCUUCGGUGUCUCGAUCUACUGAAUAAGCUACUCAACUCCGGUCUGGGCUUUGCCAAAGUGCCUCAGUACCUUGCGUUUACGCUUCCAGUCUUGAAAGCAUUGCGUGUCAUCGAGGAAGCAUGGACGGAACUAGAAAUGAAUAACCAAGGACAAAUCGAGGUGUUCCCAAUAGCUCUGGACUGGUUCGACAUGCGAUACACUAUGUCCGGGCCGAACACGGAGUCGCGGCGAUUGAGCUUACAGCUGAGACUCAAGGAGCGCCGGGGUCAAUACUGGUGGUUUGUCCAACGACAAGAAGUGGGUGGGGACGGCAGCGAACCAGACGAUGCGUUCAAGUCAGUUCUCACCAGUGUUUACGAGGCAAAGGAUCGAGAGUGGCAAAGCUUUAUGACGAGUGCGACAUGCGAAGCUGAUGAUCGUAUCGGGGCUUUGCUGAAGGCUAUAGAUGCGGCUGUUCAAUCAAUGGCUGUGCAAUUUUCGCCGUCGAUGGCGAAGGGAUCACUGAAGCAAAGGCCGCAGGUCAUGCAGAGGCCGAAUAGGCCUCGACCGCCGCAACAGCAGCAGCAGUCUGGAAACGUAGUGAUUCUGGACUGA
Messenger RNA from Pseudomassariella vexata, 3066 nucleotides. Its product is annotated as mediator complex subunit MED14-domain-containing protein. Gene Ontology annotation, molecular function: transcription coregulator activity. Gene Ontology annotation, biological process: regulation of transcription by RNA polymerase II. Gene Ontology annotation, cellular component: mediator complex; core mediator complex. The transcript has 2 exons. The coding region runs from base 1 to 3066 and encodes 1021 amino acids. The record is from RefSeq and is a predicted model, not a curated record. Lineage: Eukaryota; Fungi; Ascomycota; Sordariomycetes; Amphisphaeriales; Pseudomassariaceae.